Orycteropus afer afer is the source of this 984-nucleotide messenger RNA. RefSeq names its product coiled-coil domain containing 54 (gene CCDC54). NCBI's taxonomy places the organism in Eukaryota, Metazoa, Chordata, Mammalia, Tubulidentata, Orycteropodidae. The record is from RefSeq and is a predicted model, not a curated record.
AUGUACAAACUUCAAACCAAAGGAGUAAAAUCUGCUGCUGGACUAUGGACUUCAAAUGUCUCUAAGAUCAGACAAUCUCUUAAAAAUGUUUACCAUAAAUGCAAGAUUCCACAUCUAUAUUCAACUAGAUACCCAAGUACGGCUUCCUGUGAUUUUGCUCAAGAUGACAUCAGCACUGAUGAAGAAAUGAAUCGUAGAGUAACGCUCCAAGAGAUUAAAACCACCCAAAGUGAACUCCUCAGACAAAUGACUGGUAUUGUUACUUCAGUAAUAAAAAUCCAGGAAAAGAAUGACCUUUACCAGAAGCAAAUGGAGACAAUACAAAUGAGAGUGAAUGUUAACAAAGACAAACAAUGUACAAUAACUAACAAUAUCUUCUCUGUAAAAGAAGACAUUGAUGUCUUAAAGAAGAAGAUGAUGGAAUUAGAAAACCAGAAUUCUUACUCUAGCAUACCUUGUUUAGAGGUUCUGGAGGGAGAAAAAGAUCAAGAAAUCAUAGAAGUGCUUCAAAAACUCAUACAAUCAGAAACUCUGAAGAAGACAUCAGUCUCUACAGACUCUAGAAUCUCUUCAAGAACAGCAGAGGAAGUGCCCAGUUAUCUAGGACCCACUGGUCAUCUUAAAGAAAAAGCAAUGUCUCCCAAAAUUAAAACUCUGAGGAAAAGUUACCAUUCAAACACAUCAAAACGCUUUAAAAACGCAGAGUCAAAUAUUUGUAUCUACCCAGACUUUAGUAAAUGGAUCAAGCUAACUUUUGUCCAUGGAGGAAAGUGGACAUUUUUCCUUAGUGCUACCAAGUUGGAGGAAUUCAUCCAGUGGCUUCUUUCUAGGCCAACCGUCCUUCCUGAGGAACCCCAACUCAUCACCCAGAGAUACUGUCCAUUUGCCAGGCCUAUUGCAAGCUUGACCACAAUGUGUCUCUCUGUUUUCAAUUACGUUUACUGCCUCUUUGGUUCCUCCAAAGAGGAAGUAACUCGACUAUAG